Molecule: messenger RNA, 4111 nt
Organism: Hyposmocoma kahamanoa
Lineage: Eukaryota; Metazoa; Arthropoda; Insecta; Lepidoptera; Cosmopterigidae
Exons: 6
Coding region: 1-4005 (1334 amino acids)
Molecular function (GO): protein dimerization activity
Source: RefSeq, a predicted model, not a curated record
AUGGAAACUACUACAACUGGAACCACCAAAGGUCGUACGCCAAGUCGCUGUCGAGAAUGGGAGCGCAAUAGGCGGAACAAAUUCAACGAUGCCAUUACCAGACUAGGCAAAAUAGUUAAGCAAAUAAAUAGAUCAAAUGAUUUAUCUAAAGAUGCAGAAAAUGUUCAAUAUCCCAAGGUAGAAAUAAUUGAGAAAGCUAUUACUUGCUUGACUAGUUGUCUGCAAGUGAAAACUCAACUUGAAGCUGACAUAUUAGCAUUGCAGGUUAAAAUAGAUACUAAAGAAAAUAAUGGAAAAAGAGAUGCAUCCACUCAAGUUUUCAUCGGUUUCAAUAAGAAGAAAAAAAAUAGCAAAUAUGUAAAGGUGGUUAUGCUUAAAAAGUCUGAACGUAAUGCAUUAAAAGAAAAGCCAUUAUUAACAACAAAUGUCACAGUUGAGUCAAAAGUGGAAUGUUCCAGAACAGCAACAAACCAUAUUGUGAAGACUGCAGCACCACAGAAAUUUCCUAUACUAUUACCUAAAUCUAAUGCAAAUGACAAAAAGGGUCCAGAGAACACAUUUGUCGUACUGCCCGCAGCCCCAUACAUUUUCCCACAAAGACCUUUUAUACUACCAACUGUACCUCCAGCGUUUGUGUUAGUAGAUUCAAACCUCCAAACAUUAAAUAAAUCUCCCUUUCCCAUAGUUAAUAGAAUCAAUGGGGAUGUUACUAAAACCACUAUGGUUAACAUUUUACCUAUAUCAGCCUACUCCCGACCAUUAUCAGCUACAAGAAAUAGAAAAAAUAAUACUAAAAGUAAAUUAGACAAUCUCAAAAGAACUAACAAAAAACCUAAACAAUCCACAAAAAUUACUAAAGAACAUCUUGUUAACGAGGAACCUACAAAAUCAAAUGACCUACCUACUAAAGAAACAGCUAAAGAGCAGAAUGACCUAAUUCCUACAGAUAACUCGAAAACCAAGGAAAAAGAAAUUACAAAAAAUACAUGUAAUAAAGACAAAAAUAGCGUUAGUAAUAGUGAGUACACGAAGCUAGAAAAUAAGCAUAAUACAUCUAUUGAUAAAGAUGUUAGUAUGAAACAAGCUGACGCUCUUAAUGUGACUAAACCUGCAGAAAUCCUAAACAUACCAAAAAGAACAGACCAUUCUAAAAUUACUGAAUCAUCUGCAGUUAACAAGACACUCCCAGUGUCAACUCCCUCGACCAUUAUUGAAAAAGAUAAUGACACUAAAAUUAUUCAGGAAAAAUUAAAAGAUACCAACAAAACAUUAGGUAAAGACUCGGUAAAUAAAGACAAAGAAAAUAAACUUUCGCAUAUUUUGGACACAGCAUUGUGCGAAAACACGGUCGACGGUGGAAACGCCCGUCUGGAAUUGGCGGAAGAAUUUUUAGCUGCUUCACCGACGGCCGCGUUUUUGAUGUCUUUCCCGUUGGUCAGCGGAAAUAGAGCCGACAGUCCCGCUGAAGAUCCGCAUACACACCCGCAAGUUACUUCUAAAGACAGUCACACAAGAAGGCAUGAAGUAGCUUCUCAAACUAUUAAUUAUUAUGAGAAAACUAAUACGAAUGAUAGCAAACCCAAAUCAACGUGUAAAGCAGUAACAACUUCCUCAACUAUGCAUCAUAGUAAACAAAAUGAGCAUCAAAAAUAUACAGACAACCACGUAGUUAGUAAGCAAGCCGAAGCCAAGCAUUCCAACAAUGUAGUGACUACGACGUCGAAUGAAAAUCCAUUUCUAAAUUUAUCAAUGUCAUCUCUGAUACCACCAACUUGCACUUUAUCAGAUUCAUCGUACGCUUUAGAUUUCGAUUGCACAAUAAGCAAGACUAUACCCAGUCAAACUACUAGCUACGUGAACAGCAGUAACCUAUUCUACAAAAGCGACCCAUUUAGCACAGUUAAAAAUACUAUUUAUAGCACCAGCAGCAUUUCUUCAGGACACGAAUUUAAUAGUUUUGGCCUAUAUCCAUGUGCAAUGGAAAAGUAUGCGUCAAAAACGAAAUCUGAUUAUCCAAAUGUUGAAGAUAAUCUUAUGAAAAUUGGGUCAUCCAGAUUGACAUACGACAUUGAUUUGGGUUGGUCACAUAAAGGUUUCGAUUUUGUGAACUGCACAAGUGCUCCCAAUGCUUUUUCAAAAGAAAAUAUUUUGAAUACAACAAGCACGUCUUACUCAUCUUCUUAUAACCCGUUCAAUCCAGAAUUUCACAUACCUUUAGUGUCGACUUCUGGCAAAAAAGACGCCUCAACAAAUAAAGCGAGCUCUUCAUUUGCGGAAACAUUUACAAGUUUCUAUUCUCAACCUACCAGUUUGUGGUCUGAAGACAUGAGUUACUAUAACAACAGCAACAAUUCAAAAGCAGCCAAAUCUCAUCAUUAUCUACCAGUAGAUCACUCGCUAAAUAACAAAGUUAAUAAUUCAAAAAUAUACGAAACUAAGCAAAUGUCUAAUGUAAGUGAAAGUAUUAUUAAAACGACGAAUGUUGCAGCUCCUCAGCAAGUUGCAGAGAAGUAUACGAAAAAGUCACCAACAAAAAUGCAUAUAAAUUGGAUGACAUCUGAAGUCAGACCUAUGCAAAGUCAAUGUAAUCCGCCACACUUAGAUACUAAGGAAGUGCAAAAACAUUCUUAUAGUCAAUUAGAUCAUACCUCAAAGAAAGUAGAUCCAAAUGAGGGCAAUUACUUUCCAAUAUCUAUGCACAAUUUUUCGUCGCAAAUUACUCAAGAUGAACUACAAAUAUGGCCUUCAGCGAGGCCUGCGGGAACAACAGAAAUAACUAUGGAACCACCACCUAUCAACUUGCCCACACUAGUCGGUGACUUAGCGUUAGGACCCCACGACAAAAAGAAAACCGACAUAUCAAGCAGGAGUGGCCUUCAAACGGACUUACAAAAUUGCAGUAACUCUUUCUUCGUAACUCAGUUAAUGAAUCGAACGACAGAUAAUAGUUUACCAUCGCGUUAUCAAGGGUCUGAAAUCGAAAUCUCCAAAUCCGUACCAGUCAAACAAAACUCUACUCAAACCACUACCGAAUUAAAUCACAAAACAAUGUCUCGCAUUGAAAGUCAUAUUUCACAGCCUUAUUACGUUUUUCACGAAGGCAAAUCAAAUUCUUACGAAACGAUGAGUCAGUAUCCUCAGACUAAAGCAAAGCCGAAUAAGCCCGACAAAAGUUCUAAAGUGCAAAAGAAUAGUUACUCUGCUGAAGCCUUAAUACGAGGUGGUACGUGCAAUCAAAAACUUCCGGACACCAACUCAUCAAAGUUUGCAAUGCCUGCACAAAAAUAUUCUGAUUUCAAUACGGCUCAAGAUAGCGUAGCCCAAGUGUCACACUUUCCACCAAUUUUGGAUUAUUCUGAUAACAGCAGCUAUACAGGUCAACAGUUUUCUGCAACGACGUUGUAUAAUUCUACAACAAACACAAUUUCCAAUUCCUUUUAUACGAACUUUAUGCCUGGCUCUAGCAAUUUGAUGUCUGGAAAUUAUACAAGUGGUCCCUUUUCUGGUGAUUUCAUAGAUUAUAACCAAACAACAGAAUGUAAUUAUUCGAACCACAAAUAUGAAGAACUGAAAAUGAGAAAUAAUUCUUCAUUUAACCCAGAAAAAGUGCCAUCUAAUUACAAGGGCUCGAGAAGAGAGUCCGCCACAAAACACAAAUUGGAAUGUGCUAAAAAAGAUUCUAACAAAAAAUACCAAACUAAAAGGGCAAAACUAAAUACCGAAGUGGAAGAUUGGAAUGAAUCUGCUCAUUUACUAUGGCAGAAUAAAACACCAACUAAAAAGCAUCACAAUUUAAUGUCGGAGGAUAUACCUUUUCCCAACUACGUUAGUAACCAGAUGCCAGGGCAGUAUCAACCUGACUACUUUAACAGUCAUCUGAUGCCGUCUAAUAUGCAGUCGAUGGGCCACAAUGUGGACCGCUCUCUUGCUAGCUUCCCUGCUACCUCACGUGCUAACUUCAACCUCAGCACCAUUUUUCCCGAAAUUACUAUGAAAGUGCAAUAAUAUUAAAAGUGUUUUAGAUCUGGUUGAUACACCACUGCUCCGUCUAUGAAUAAUCCAUAUUUAUUUAAAUAUACAUAAAUCGAAGGUUACAUUUAAGUACCUGUAA